Messenger RNA from Polyodon spathula (Mississippi paddlefish), 1609 nucleotides. RefSeq names its product alkB homolog 4, lysine demthylase (gene alkbh4). Gene Ontology annotation, biological process: actomyosin structure organization; oxidative demethylation; protein demethylation. The transcript has 3 exons. Gene Ontology annotation, cellular component: midbody; contractile ring. The record is from RefSeq and is a predicted model, not a curated record. Gene Ontology annotation, molecular function: oxidoreductase activity; actin binding; demethylase activity. The coding region runs from base 103 to 936 and encodes 277 amino acids. Lineage: Eukaryota; Metazoa; Chordata; Actinopteri; Acipenseriformes; Polyodontidae.
UGCGGGCGUGUUCCUCACUCGCCUGUUCCGGGCGCUUGACUGGGGGGCGGCUGUUCCGAUUCUCUGCCCAGGUCCUCCCUGGCACCGGGGCUCGGCGUGUCCAUGGCCGUGGAAGGAGGUCUGGAACCCGGCUGCGGCUGCAAGGGGAUUCGCUCUUGUCUGAUAUGCGAAAAACAGAACGAGAGAAAAAUCAAUGCAAAAGUACAGACGCCACAGCAGACACGCUCCCAUUUUGUGUAUGAGCCGGCCUCUGGGCUGGCUGUGGCCGAGGAGGAACUUGGCGCUGGCCGGAGGUCCUUCCCUUUCCCGGGAGUCUUCCUGUGUGAGGACUUUGUGAGCGAGGAGGAGGAGAGGGAGAUGGUGCAGCAGAUGGAUCAGGACGAGUGGAAGCAAUCUCAGUCUGGACGGAGAAAACAGGACUACGGGCCCAAGGUGAACUUCAAGAAGCGCAGGCUGAAGUCGGCUGGUUUUAGCGGGCUGCCCGGGUUUAGCAGGCUGGUAGUGAGGCGUAUGAAGGAGCAGCCGAUCCUGAAGGACUUCCAGCCUGUGGAGCUGUGCAACCUAGACUACCACCCCCAGCGUGGCUCCUCCAUCGACCCCCACCUGGACGACAGCUGGCUGUGGGGCGAGCGCCUGGUCACCCUCAACCUGCUGUCGGACACGGUGCUGACCAUGAGCAGCGCCGGCACCAUGGAGCCGCUGUGCACAGGGCAGGUGGAGGUCUCCAUCCCCUUGCCCAGGAGGUCUCUGCUGGUCCUGUACGGGGAGGCGCGGUUCCAGUGGAAGCACGGCAUUCGCCGGGAGGAUGUAGCCGCUCGGAGGGUCUGCAGCACUUUCAGGGAGCUGUCAGCGGAGUUUCUGCCUGGAGGGGAGCAGGAGGCGCUGGGCUGUGAAUUGCUGGGUAUAGCCCAGGGCUUUCGAGGGGUCCCGGUGUAACACUGUGAAUUUCAAUUAGCACGUCACAUUGGUUUAGCCUCAUCAGAACAAGGGGGAGGUAUUGCUUGAGGUUACAAUGGACUGGAAAACGUAUUUGACCACCUCUUCUAAAAUAAGCAGUAGGUUUCCCACAAGUACAAUGUUCCCCCUUUACUGCCAGUACAGAAGGGUACACUUGUGACUGCCAGACUGGUACAACAUUCAGCCCUUAAGUGGCCAGACAGCUGUGCCGAGACGCAUGGAACUUUCUUUCAGAGCGAAUCUAUCACAAGUUUCAGGCUGCUGAUAAGCAUAACAUUUUAUGUAGCUUUCCAGCACUUAAUCAUAAAGCUAUGUUGGUUUAAUUUUAAGAAAGCUGUGGUAGACAGUGUAAGUACAGUUUCUGUUAAUACUUGGAUCAUUAUUGCUGUGUUACCUGUUUGACAAUGUGGGCAAUAAACCUUACACUAUCGGUGCACUAGAGCAGACAUUUUGAAAAGAGCUUUAAAGCAGACUUAGUUGCGAGUGUAAAAUUGUCAGGAUGUUCACAAUGAAAAGAAAAUACAGGCAUGUCAUUUAAACAGUGGUAACAGCACGUGGAACAAUGGAUUUUCCGGAAUCCUGCUACUUCAUGUCAGUAUAAUAACGUGUAAUCCAUUUGAGUCUUGAGCUCAAUAAAUACAUUUUAAAGGAA